Scatophagus argus is the source of this 1650-nucleotide messenger RNA. RefSeq names its product green-sensitive opsin-like. Gene Ontology annotation, cellular component: membrane; photoreceptor outer segment. Gene Ontology annotation, molecular function: G protein-coupled receptor activity. Gene Ontology annotation, biological process: phototransduction; G protein-coupled receptor signaling pathway; visual perception. The transcript has 5 exons. The record is from RefSeq and is a predicted model, not a curated record. NCBI's taxonomy places the organism in Eukaryota, Metazoa, Chordata, Actinopteri, Scatophagidae. The coding region runs from base 228 to 1286 and encodes 352 amino acids.
UCCCUCGCUUUCCUAAAGUCAAUUAUCAGUCUGACUUAAGCUGUUCACUUCCUCACAAUCCCCUUGUAAUCUAAUUUUGCCAAUUUGUGGUUAACCCCGGGAAGGUAUAAAACACAAUCCGGGACAACUAGAAGAUGCCUAUGUGGGGUCAACUGACACAACUGGUGACUUCACACAUUGUUGGCACUGUCCAUUGACUGAAUCUCCAGCAAAGUAGGCAAGUGAAGAUGGUUUGGGAAGGAGGUUUCGAGCCCAAUGGCACAGAGGGCAAGAACUUCUACAUUCCCAUGUCCAAUAGGACUGGAAUUGUUAGAAGUCCCUUUGAAUAUCCACAGUAUUAUUUGGCAGAUCCCAUCAUGUACAAGCUUCUAGCUUUCUACAUGUUCUUCCUGAUCUGUACUGGAACUCCCAUCAACGGUCUGACAUUGUUGGUAACGGCUCAGAACAAGAAGCUCCGACAACCUCUCAACUACAUCCUGGUCAACCUGGCUGUGGCUGGACUGAUCAUGUGCGCCUUCGGAUUCACCAUCACCAUCACUUCUGCUGUUAAUGGCUACUUCAUUCUGGGAGCCACUGCCUGCGCUGUUGAGGGAUUCAUGGCCACGCUUGGAGGUGAAGUUGCUCUCUGGUCACUGGUCGUCCUGGCUAUUGAGAGGUACAUUGUCGUCUGCAAACCCAUGGGGAGCUUCAAGUUCACUGGAACUCAUGCUGCAGCUGGAGUCAUUUUCACCUGGAUCAUGGCUUUUGCAUGCGCUGCUCCACCUCUUUUUGGCUGGUCCAGGUACCUUCCUGAGGGCAUGCAAUGCUCCUGUGGACCCGACUAUUACACUCUGGCUCCAGGCUACAACAAUGAAUCAUACGUCAUCUACAUGUUUGUUGUCCACUUCUUCGUUCCCGUCUUCCUCAUUUUCUUCACUUAUGGAAGCCUUGUGCUGACUGUCAAAGCUGCUGCAGCCCAGCAGCAGGAGUCAGAGUCCACCCAGAAGGCUGAGAGGGAAGUGACCCGUAUGUGUGUCUUGAUGGUCCUUGGCUUCCUGAUAGCUUGGACACCAUAUGCCACUUUCGCUGGUUGGAUCUUUAUGAACAAGGGAGCUUCCUUCACUGCCCUAACAGCAGCUAUUCCAGCCUUCUUUGCCAAGAGCUCAGCUCUUUAUAAUCCUGUUAUCUAUGUGCUGAUGAACAAACAGUUCCGUAACUGCAUGCUGAGCACUAUUGGAAUGGGUGGCAUGGUGGAGGAUGAGACCUCAGUGUCUACCAGCAAGACAGAAGUUUCUUCUGUGUCUUAAUCACAAUGACAUCCUCAAAUCUGUGGACAUUUUCCUUACUGAUUCCAGUUUUUAAAAUGAUACAGUGGAAAAAUCAAAAUCUUGAACUUUUGCCAAAUGGAUUUUUGGAUUUGAUGAAUGGAUUCUGGACCAAACACUCUGAGGAUUUCUAUCUCAACUGUUAAUAUGUACAUGUUAAAAAUGCAUUCACUGUGGAGAUCUGUGUGUCUGUUGAGUGCAAGAGUAUAUGCACUGGUGUGAAUGAACUGUGACUCACUGUACAGCUGCUAAAAACACUUCAUCUCUCAAGUCAAUCUAAACCUGGUGAAAUGUGACAACACUUUCUGCUACGAUGUGUAAUCAGUCACAUGUGCUGUAUUUUCAU